CGGCUGUGGACUGUAGCAUGCAGCUGAGAAGCCCCACAUACACAAAGCAGACGAUGACACUAGCUGCUGCUGGUGGGAGCACAGCACAGGAGGUGAUUGCAGUAACCCCCGUCUGUCCAAGCAUAGAGAUAACAAGGCUAAAGGUAUCAAAAUGAAACUAUCUAUUCUUGGAGCUACUGGCCAGACUGGAUUGUUCUUGGUUUCCCAAGCCUUGCAGGAUGGACAUCAAGUAACAGCUAUUGUGAGAAAUGUCAGUAAAAUGACUAUUCAGCACCAAAAUCUUAAGGUGGUAGAAGGCAACAUAUUUUCACCUGAAUCAUUAACAGAACAUUUUAAAGGACAGGAUGCAGUUCUAUCAUGUUUGGGAUUCCCAACUAAGAUGUUUUCCUCUAUCAGUGGAUACACAGACUCCACGACUGCCAUUGUGAGCGCCAUGCGUCAGAGUGGAGUGAGCAGGAUGGUGAUAAUGAGUUCAUGGUAUACGGAUACUAGCUCAGCACAGAAUGCUUCAUUCCUUGUGCGCAAACUACUCAUACCUAUAAUCAAAAGUGUGCUUACAAACAUGUUUGAGAUGGAAAAAUACCUGGAAAAAGAAUGUUCUGAUCUUAAUUGGACUGUUGUAAGACCACCAGGACUUCAGAACAAACCUGCAACAGAGAAAGAAAUAUUGACUCAUGAAGGAUAUUUUGUUCCAAAUGAAAAGGGGUACCCAAUUACCAACACCGUAUCACGUGGAGAUGUAUCACGCUUUAUGCUCUCUACCCUUAAUGAUGACAAAUGGAAUAGAAAUAUAGUUGCAAUGUGUUGUAAAUCAUGAGAAUUUGCAAGAACAGUACAAUAAAAUGUGCUAUAUUUACUAAGUG
Molecule: messenger RNA, 863 nt
Organism: Pseudophryne corroboree (corroboree frog)
Lineage: Eukaryota; Metazoa; Chordata; Amphibia; Anura; Myobatrachidae
Exons: 5
Coding region: 152-817 (221 amino acids)
Molecular function (GO): biliverdin reductase [NAD(P)H] activity; riboflavin reductase (NADPH) activity
Source: RefSeq, a predicted model, not a curated record